This is a messenger RNA of Paramecium octaurelia, 863 nucleotides long. NCBI's taxonomy places the organism in Eukaryota, Ciliophora, Oligohymenophorea, Peniculida, Parameciidae. The record is from the annotation of a GenBank genome assembly.
AUGUAUAUUUUGAAGUUUGGAUCAAGAUUUUCGUCUUAGAAAUCAUACGAUUAUUUAUAUGGCAUAAACCCAGUUAUGUCUGCAUUAUAUGCUAACAAAAGAUCAUUUACUUAACUUUAUGUAAAUUAAACAUAAUAAAGUAUUAUACUAUCAUAUAAUUAGAGAUGAUUAUAUCAACCCAAGAAUCUCAAAUAUUCUUAAUAGAGCUUAAUCUUUAAAACUAGAUGUUUAAAUGAUUCCCAAAGUAUUUAAUACAAACUAAUAUGUUUAGAAUAAAUUAGAAAGAUAUUGCAGCAAUGACCACCAUUAAAAUGUUAUUUUGAAAUGUUCAAAAUUAAAUUACUGUAAUCAAUUACCUGAUGAAUCUAAUUUUGUUCUAUUGGAUUCAGUUUAAGAUCCUUAAAAUUUUGGAGCAAUCUUAAGAGUUUGUUUUUUUUUAGGAAUUAAUACUGUUAUUGUCGAGAAAAAAGGUUAAUGCCCAUUAUCUCCAACAGUAAGCAAAACAAGUGCAGGUGCUCUUGAAUUAAUGAAUAUUUUUGAAACUGAUAAUUUGGCUAAUUUUGUGAAACAAAGAAAACAUGAAUUUUAAGUAAUAGGAAGUGGAUUUGAAAGCAAUAGUGUAUAUAUAUAGAAUAAUUUGUAAGAUUCCAAUUGAUGAGUUUUAGAAGGAUUAAAAAAAACCAAAAAAAAUCAUCAUUUUUGGAUCUGAAAGUUCUGGGAUAAGAACAGAAUUAUUCAAAUAAUGUGAUACCAUAGUAAAUAUAAUGACUAGUCGACAUACUUUUCCAGAAACAUUAGUUGAUUCAUUAAAUGUUAGUGUAUCAGCUGGAAUCAUUUUAUAAUAAGUGUUGAAUAGUAAAUGA